AUGAGACGAAGAAGCAUUCAGGUUUGUACCAGAUGCCAGCUAUUUGCCCAUCCACGACGAGGAUUUUCUAAUAGGGAGGAGCCUGUAAACCAUCCAAGCUUCUACCACAAUCGAGUAUUAGACUCGUAUGUUGCCCAGGAUGCAAAGAGAGUCACUUUAAGGCAGCUUACAGUCUUUGGCCGGACGCUGACAUCUGACAAACUGAUCCGGUCUGCAAACUAUGUUCGCCAUGAAUUAUCAGUGAGGCUAGCCCACCGUAUCGCAGAUUUCCAGUCGCUGCCAUUUAUAGUAGGAACCAACCCACAUAUAUCCCACGUAUACGGACUGUAUUGGAGAGCCUUUGAAUUCUUUAGAGCCGUAAAAGAAAUUACUAGUCUGGAUGAGAAUCGACGGUUUUGUGCACUGGUGCAAUCCCAACUCAAGGAACACUUGGUGGUGAUUCCGCAACUAGCUAUGGGAAUUACGGAAUCAUCGGCACAUUUAGAUGCUAGGGUGGCCGAUCGUUUCAUGAAUGAAAUGCUUCGGUCGCGUAUAGGGCGACGGGUUUUGGCUGAACAGCAUAUAACGCUAUCUGCUGUAUACGAUGGAACACGACAAGAGCAUCCUGGAUAUAUAGGUAUAGUGGAUACAAAUGUACAUGCUGGACAAACUGUAGCCAAAUGUGCCAAACUAGCCAGAACCUUGUUUGCAGAUGCUUUCAAGAUUGUGCCGCCCGAAGUCGAAAUCGACGGUGCUGCAGAUGCUAGUUUCACAUAUGUGCCUGAUCAUGUCGAAUACAUCAUGUACGAGCUGCUUAAAAACGCUGUUAGAGGUAGUAUAGAACAUUGGGCUCCACGGGAUAUAAUAGAAGCAGGAUAUAGUAGAGUAAACGAUGUCCCAGCAGCAGCAGACGACGAUGCGUCAGUAGCUGGUCUGGAAGGCAUGCGUGGUGGUAAAGGAACAGUAGUACACGGUAGCGCCGGUAUCGAACGUGUAGAAAUUAAUUACGAUGCAGUAGACGAUGAAGACGAUGUUGGACUAUACGGCCAACUGCAUCCAUUGGGAGACGACAACCACCGCCAUCACGAUCAUAAACAUGUUAAACAACAACACCAUCCAUAUCACUCAACGCCACGAAAACACAACGAAGAUAACAGCUCGUCAACCGAUAAUACCGAAUGGCCAUCCGAUUACGUAUCCGUAACUCCACCACUCCCGCCAAUCAGGGUCACAAUAGGCGCAUCACCGUCAUCCCUCACAUUCCGUAUAUCAGAUCAAGCAGGUGGAAUACCGAAAUCUCUCUUGGAACACAUAUGGUCGUACUCGUCUACCUCGAAACAAAAGUUUCUAAAUUUUAAUCAUGUCCCUCAACUAGCUGCUAGAAUUGGAGAAGUGGUGCCACCACUUCUCCAUUUAGGACUCGGGCUCCCCAUGAGUCGCGUCUAUGCGAAUUAUUGGGGAGGCUCGGUCCAAGUACAGUCCAUGGACGGCCAUGGUACUGAUGUUUAUGUAAAGAUCUUUACCGGGAACUCGUUGGAAGAUUUAAAGUAUAGAGAAGAUUAA
Molecule: messenger RNA, 1542 nt
Organism: Synchytrium microbalum
Lineage: Eukaryota; Fungi; Chytridiomycota; Chytridiomycetes; Synchytriales; Synchytriaceae
Exons: 1
Coding region: 1-1542 (513 amino acids)
Biological process (GO): protein phosphorylation; regulation of glucose metabolic process
Cellular component (GO): mitochondrion
Molecular function (GO): pyruvate dehydrogenase (acetyl-transferring) kinase activity
Source: RefSeq, a predicted model, not a curated record